This is a messenger RNA of Cynoglossus semilaevis (tongue sole), 1945 nucleotides long. It is a transcript of the gene cdca7b, whose product is annotated as cell division cycle associated 7b. The coding region runs from base 289 to 1539 and encodes 416 amino acids. Gene Ontology annotation, biological process: regulation of DNA-templated transcription. The transcript is spliced from 10 exons. Gene Ontology annotation, cellular component: nucleus. Lineage: Eukaryota; Metazoa; Chordata; Actinopteri; Pleuronectiformes; Cynoglossidae. The record is from RefSeq and is a predicted model, not a curated record.
ACGUAGACUGUACCAUUGUAACCGUGGCGGGGAUAUGUUCCUGUGAGAAACCACAGUAAAGUAAAAUACAAGUUACUCAUACAAAAUAACAAAAUGUAGUGAAUAAUUCAUAGAUAUAAAUGGCAUCAAUGAUGUAUAUUAAAUCACAAUUAUUGAAAUAUUUGCUGAUUCAGUCGCACGAACAACAACGAUAGCCCCCAUUUUUGUGUUUACCGGAAAUACACCGCGUUUCACUUAUGAAUCCACUGCUCAUUGUUUUUCUGUGGUACAUGGCAAAACUUUGUGUUGAUGGGAAAUAAAUCAGAAAACAAGGACAGGAUGACACUUAAAUCGCAGACUCCUUGUUUCAAGUCCAAGUACAUCACUACUGAGUUGGCUCAUCUCUUCAGUCAGUCAGACAGCGAGGAAGAGUUUGAAGGUUUCAGUGAGGAUGAAGGAGAUGACAACAGAGGGUGUAACAAACACCUCAAGAGUGUUGAUUCUGAGGAUAGCGAUGUGGACACAGGCUUCUACUCUGAUGGAGACGACACACCACCAACUAAAAGGAAGAGUCUUCUAGUGGCUCUGAGGUUUCCUAUGAAAAGAUUGUCUAGUUCCAAAAAGGAGCCAAGGCAGAGAAAUAUGAGUGAGCUGGUUAGAUGCACUCCUCCAUCACAAAGAGCCAGCGAAGAGGUGAAACCUGAGAAAAGAAUAAAAGCAAGGGAGGAGAAAGAAAAGAAGGAAGAGAAGGAGGAUAAAAAAGAUGUUGAAAGAGAUGAUGAAGAGAAAGUCCUGUCCCAGAGUCUGAAGAAACGAGAUAAGAACAUACAGGAGAACAAAGCCAUGCUGGCCAAACUGUUCGCUGAUCUGAGCACCCUGGCAGAAUUUGGUCUACCCACAGAGCCUCAUAAGAAAAGGAGGCAGUCGUCAGAUAAGACAACUCCACGGAAACGCAAGUUUGAACAAGAGCCCGGCUCAGAAAGGAGGAAUCCCUCUCGUAAGGCCCGCCCGCCAGAGAACUUUGGGGUGGAGGAAAAAAGUGAACCAACCAUUCACAAAGGCCCCAGGACUGUAGAUAUUAGACAACUGAUGGAGGUGGAUGAGGGUCUCGUGGGUGAGAGACAGAGGAAACGUAAGAGCCCCGGGUGUAAAAGGAGCCAAUAUGUGGUGAAGUCAGUGGAUGAAAUCACCAAAGAAGACCUGGACAACAUAGCGUACCGCAGCAAAGACAAGAUCUGGGACAAAGAGAACGGGAGCUCGUGUCACCAGUGCAGACAGAAGACCCUGGACACCAAGACGGUGUGUCGCAGCGGUGUCUGUGUGGGGGUCAAGGGUCAGUUUUGUGGGCCCUGCUUAAAGAACCGAUAUGGAGAGGAUGUGCGCACCGUGCUGCUUGACCCGACCUGGUGCUGUCCAAUCUGCAGAGGGAUGUGUAACUGCAGUCUGUGUCGCAAGAAGGAGGGCCGCUGUGCCACAGGCAUCCUGGUGGGAUUGGCCCGCUACAACGGACAUGACAAUGUCCACGAGUACCUGGAGAGCAUUCAGAAGGAGCUGCAGUAAAAUCCAGAUUGAAGGAGGUUGAGUUCCUGCUAACUACUGUAAACUUGACACGAUUGUUUUUAGGUUAAAACCAAUCCUAUGUUUUACCAGAGAUAUUCUUUAGCAAAAUCUUAGUUAUUUUCACCUGUUCAGCUUUUCUGUAAAUACCAUUCAUGAUACUGUACAUCAUUCUGGGUUUUACAAGAAGCAGUUUCAAGUAGUUUUAAAUAUUUUUUACAGGUCAUCAAUAAACCUUGAGCUGUACAUUUUAAGAAAGGUUAUGUGUCGAUUGUUUCCAUAUGCCGGUGGUUUUUCUCUGACUUUUUUUAAAAAUACAUCUUUACUUCUUUACGCGGCACAGUUCUCUCGUCCAUUCACUGUACAAAGUUAAUAAAGCAGUAACCCAAGCCAUGUUUAUAAGAGGGUU